Trichoplax adhaerens is the source of this 666-nucleotide messenger RNA. RefSeq lists its product as uncharacterized. The record is from RefSeq and is a predicted model, not a curated record. NCBI's taxonomy places the organism in Eukaryota, Metazoa, Placozoa, Uniplacotomia, Trichoplacea, Trichoplacidae. The transcript has a single exon. The coding region runs from base 1 to 666 and encodes 221 amino acids.
AUGCAGAAUUUCACCAAUGUCAUUUACCAUAGCAACAAAACAUUAACUAAGCACAACCCACUCAGCAAAUUCCUCGAUGGACAUGAAAUACCAAUCCAAGGAAGCCAGCAAACUUUCAUUUUACUGCCCCCUGAGGAAGCUACAAACCUUAAAAAGUAUGUUAGCAAGCAACCUAAGAUUACCUUUAUUCAGUUUUUGGGGGAAAAUCCCGGCAAGCAUUAUAUUAAAACAGAAGUGGAUUUGUUUUUUAUGGCCAAAACCGCACUUUUACAGAGUACAAUUCAACAUAACUGUGACGUAGUGUUAAAUGCCUUUAAUAUUUUGCAAUCCGAAUCCGCAUCACAAAUAAGCUCAGAACUGAGCUUAUUUGAAGAAGACAUCACGGAAUGCAUUUUGUUCUCAGAUUAUGCAGCUUUGAAUCUCAGAGCAGGAAACAAAAAGCAGAAUUUUAACCCUAAUAGUCUCGGAACACUUGGUUUAAAAACGCGGAUUUAUGAAAAGUUAGUCCCACAUGUCUUAUGGUUUUGCGAUGAUAAUCAAUUAUCAGCAUUGGAAGAAUUUAGAGAUUCACUAGUAUCUGUAAGGGAUGAUUCAAUAUUUACCGGUAUGAUUACUCUAAACAAACGUGACGAAAUAAAUAUCAAAGGCAUUUUGCAAAUUCAGUAA